CAGUUUAAAAAGUUUUCAAUGAUCUCUAGUGCAUGCCAAAGUAAACUGAUCGCUGCAGAGGAUUCAGGCAGACAGAUGCAACUGAUUUCUGUCUUGAAUGUUUCAGUUGAUAGGUUGGUUUUCUACAUUAUAAUUUAAAUAGAGUUCAAUAUCUGACAAAGAUUCAAAAUAAAAGCACCCAAAGAACAUGCAGGAAACUGCAAAACAAUGCAAGAUCGAUCCUUUUAGAGUAAGCAAUUAUUCCUUUAAUCUCAGAAAUAUGACGUGGAUUCCAUGCUUGAUCUUGCUAUCUAUUUUCUUCCUCUCUGUUUCCAUCACAUCAGAAUCAUUUGAUGCAAUGGAAGGUGAGGCUUUUGUUGUAAAAUGCCCUAAACGAAAUAGUCUGACAUUUAAAUGGUAUCACAUGGAAGGCAACAAGACCAUUCCUGCAGAUGAAGGAGCACGGAUACAUUCCUCUGGGAGAUUUCUUUGGUUUCUGCCAACAGCAAAAGAGGACUCGGGAUAUUAUACCUGUGUCACGCAGUAUUCUAAUAAUCUUACAACACAUUCCAGAGUAAGUGUGAUGGUGUACCCAUACGAACGAGACAUUUGUUUUCCAAGUCAAAUACGUUAUCCAAAAGACACUGGAACUUUUAUUUCUGGCAGAGUUGUUUGUCCUACAAUAGACAAUUAUGAGAAUGCAACUCUUGUCCACUGGUAUAAGGAUUGCAAACUUCUCCAAGGAAAAAAGUAUUUCUCAUGGAACAAAUAUCUUUAUAUUAAGGCUCCAGUAAAAACUGAUGAAGGAUAUUAUACUUGCCAAUUUACCUACACACACAGUGGAAAUGAGUAUAACGUGUCAGCAACAAGACUCUUUGUAAUUAAAAACAUCUCUGAACCUAAAUCUCCUCAAAUUAUAUUUCCAGAAGAUAAUGAUGUAAUAGAAGUAGUGCUCGGUGCCCCUGUGAACAUUUCCUGUAAAGCUUUUCUGGGGAUUGGGAACCAAAAUGUAGAAGUUGUCACUUGGGAUGUUGGUGACUUGCAAGCUAAAUAUUUAGAUCCUUUGAGGUUUCAGGAAGACUAUCACAGGUUUUCAGGAACUUUUAAAGAACGUUAUGGAGAGGCUGUGCUAAGGGUCACAGAAGUGAAACAAGAGGAUCUUCAGUCAAAUUUCACAUGUGUAGCACUAAAUGCAAAGGAAUAUAUAAUGGCCACAGUGACAUUACAAGAGUCUUGUGAGGUCAAUCAUCACCGUACCUACAUGAUCAUAGGGUUUCUUAUUUUGUUAGUUAUGAUAGUGCUGUUGAUCGUAUUUUACCAUUUUUUCCUAAUUGAUAUUGUCCUCCUGUAUCGGAAGAUAUUUAACCCCUACACAACCAAGGAUGAUGGCAAGAUGUAUGAUGCAUAUGUUAUCUACCCCACAGAUGCCACUAGCAAAGCUAAUUUUGUGGAUGAUUUUGUUCACCAGAUUCUGCCAGAUGUUCUAGAAAAUAAAUGUGGCUAUAAACUGUGUAUUUAUGGGAGAGAGAUAUUUCCAGGGGAAGAUGUAGCCAAUGCCAUUGAAACGAGAAUACAAAAAAGCAGGAGAUCAAUAAUAAUUUUAACACCCAAGCUGAUUCACUGCAAGGAGUUUGCUUAUGAUCAACAUAUUGCCUUACACUGUGCCCUCAUUCAGGAUGACAUAAAGGCCAUUGUUCUUGAAAUGGAGACAAAUGGGGACUACAAGGAACUGCAAGAAUCUCUCAGGUAUAUUAUUAAGCAGCAAGGUACCAUAAAAUGGAAAAAAAAGUACACAGCUCACCCAGGGUACUUGAAUUCUAAAUUCUGGAAACAUGUGAGGUACCACAUGCCUCUGAGAUACAAACCUUCACACUGAAACACGUUGUGGGUAUAGGAAGUUUUAUAAAAUUCUGUUAUUUUAUCUGCCUGAAUUGUUUCUUUACUGCCACUGUUCUUUUUGUAAAAGUCCGGACCUCUUAGUGCGCAGAUAUGGUAGAAACGGUUCAAAUUUCAAUCGAAAUAUUUUUUGAAAUUUCAAUUUUUAAAAUUUUCAGUUUCACCCAGUAAUUCAGCAUCAGGCCCAUAAAUUUCUGGCUGGGCUGGAGAAUAGCUUUCAAAAAGAUAUCCAGUCUCAUUAAACUUCCAGAGAUGAGUCAAUCGGAUAGACUCCCUCAAUCCAGUAAUGUUCCCAAGGUAUGUAUUAACAACAGCUGCCUUUUUACUGGAAAUGCAAACUUUGUGGGGAGGGGAGAAUUAUCCCACGGACUUCAACAGGACUACCUAGAUUUCCCUUGUGUGAAAGGGGAGAAAUAGACUCCUUUUCACACAAAGGAAAAAUGUGCAGUAUUGGACAUUUCAGAAAUGAAACGUUACUGACAAUGCAUACAACAACAUUGUUUACAACUAAAUAAAAAUUGAGACUUGCACAGGCAAGGGAAAUUGACUGGCUAUACAAGGUUACUUGAAAAUGAUUCUGCACUUAGAUCUGAUAAAUGCACCAAAAUGAACUGACCAGAGAAAAAUGUUUUUUCCCUUAUCUUUAAGAUACAGCCAUUUUAGCAGUUACUAGUUUUCUUACAUGUGCAGACAGAAAUAUGAGUUUUUGGUCAUGCUGAUGGUGCCUCUUGAAGCAAAUAUAAAGAGUUUUGCUAUUAGAAAAAUAUGAGAAAUACACAUUUUUUGUUUUCUACUUUGAUAUUAUGCUUUAUUUCAAUUUCUCCUGUAAGGAAUGAGUCUGUUAUAUGAAGUCUGAAUCCAAACCUCACAGUUCAGGGCUGUAUGGCCACAAGAUUUUAGCUCAGGUCCGUUUUUGUGAUAAGCAGGGACCCUGGUUUUCUCUGAUAAAAAAAAUCACAAAUUCUCUGAUUAAAAACAAUUGCAAAUUCACUGAUAAAACCCCCCAAAUCUGUGAUUAAAAUUAAAGGCCCCU
Alligator sinensis (Chinese alligator) is the source of this 2908-nucleotide messenger RNA. RefSeq names its product interleukin 1 receptor like 1 (gene IL33R). Lineage: Eukaryota; Metazoa; Chordata; Crocodylia; Alligatoridae. Gene Ontology annotation, biological process: signal transduction. The transcript has 11 exons. Bases 188 to 1855 code for a protein of 555 amino acids. Gene Ontology annotation, molecular function: interleukin-33 binding; interleukin-33 receptor activity; interleukin-1 receptor activity. The record is from RefSeq and is a predicted model, not a curated record.